AUGUCUGCUCAAUCGAUUGCUGACCAUCCAAGGCGGCGCAUGGAUGCUCCUAUCAACGCCGAGAGACACGUCAAUAUUAUCUGUGUGGGAGCUGGCGCAUCGGGCCUCUUGCUCGCGUACAAGUUACAGAAACAUUUCCAGAACUUCUCCUUGACUGUCUACGAGAAGAACACGGAGGUGUCAGGCACGUGGUGGGAGAACAAAUACCCCGGCUGUGCGUGCGAUGUGCCAUCCCACAACUAUACUUGGAGUUUUGAGCCAAAACUAGACUGGUCCGGCGUCUACGCUGGUAGCCAGGAGAUUUUUGCAUAUUUCAACGACUUCUCCCGCAAAUACGGCCUAGGUAAAUAUAUCAAGACCGAGCAUCUCGUCUCCGGUGCCCACUGGAACCACCAGAAGGGCGGAUAUGAUGUGACGGCCAAGGACCUGAAAACCGGCAAGGAGGUCCACGAUCACUGCGACAUCCUCAUUAAUGCCAGCGGAAUUUUGAACAACUGGAGGUGGCCAGCAAUUCCAGGUCUUGACAAGUACAAGGGAAAGCUCCUGCACACAGCCAAUUGGGACGAUACUGUCUCGCUCGACGGCAAGCACGUCGGUCUUAUCGGUAAUGGAUCCUCCGGUAUCCAGGUCCUUCCAGCCAUCCGCGAGAAGGUUAGCCACGUGACCACGUUCAUCCGUGAGCCAACAUGGGUUUCACCAGUCCAAGGUCUAGAAGGUCAUGUUUACUCUCCGGAGGAGCUCCACGACUUUGCAACAAAGCCAGGAACCCUCACUGAAUACCGCAAAAACAUCGAGCGCGGUCUGAACGGCCAAUUCGGCAUCUUCCUGAAGGGUGCGCAACCAAACGUUGACACCAGGAAAUACAUGCUUGAGCAAAUGAAAGAGAAGAUCAACAACAAAUAUCUUGAGGAGAAGCUCAUUCCAGACUGGUCCGUUGGAUGCCGAAGACUUACACCUGGCAUCAACUACCUCGAGUCGCUCACUAAGCCGAACGUCACUGUCGUCUAUGGCGAAAUCAACGAGGUCACCGAGAAGGGCUGCCUCAGCGAUGACGGCCAGGAAUACCCUGUCGAUGUCCUCAUAUGCGCCACCGGCUUUGACACCACCUUCAAACCACGCUUUCCUCUCAUCGCUCCCAACGGCAAGAAUCUGCAAGAUGUCUGGUCGGGGGAGCCGCAAUCAUACCUCGGACUCGGUGCUGCCGGAUUCCCCAACUACAUGAUCUUCGUCGGCCCCAACUCACCAAUCGGCAACGGGCCGGUGUUAUCGGCGAUCGAGGCCCAGGCAGAUUACAUGCUGAAGAUGAUCGACCGUUUCCAGUCCCAGAAUAUCACCACCUUCGCUCCCCGCCAAGAGGCCGUCGACGACUUCAUCAACUUCAAGAACGAAUUCAUGACCAAGACCGUAUGGUUCGAUCCUUGCCGCUCGUGGUACAAAGCUGGACCAGACGCUCCCAUCACGGCGCUUUGGCCUGGAUCGACGCUCCACUACAUCGAGGCGCUCAUGGAGCCCCGCAUCGACGAUUGGGAAAUCAAGUAUGCGGGUAACAGAUUCACGUAUCUGGGUAAUGGAUACAGCCAGACAGAAUUGGACCCGACUGCCGACUGGGGGUACUAUAUCAGAGACCACGACGACGAUGGGCCAUUAAGCACAGGCGGAAAGAGGAAGCUGAUUUCGAAGAGUGGGACGAUGGCUGGUAAUUCCGGUGUUGUUUUUUCGGGCUAUAAGGAGGAGAAGGCGCAAUUGUAAACAUGUUAUAUAUCUAUCGAUUUGAAGAAUUUGUAUAUAGGCAAGAGGUC
Molecule: messenger RNA, 1799 nt
Organism: Pseudogymnoascus verrucosus
Lineage: Eukaryota; Fungi; Ascomycota; Leotiomycetes; Thelebolales; Thelebolaceae
Exons: 3
Coding region: 1-1749 (582 amino acids)
Molecular function (GO): NADP binding; flavin adenine dinucleotide binding; N,N-dimethylaniline monooxygenase activity
Source: RefSeq, a predicted model, not a curated record